This is a messenger RNA of Anopheles merus, 774 nucleotides long. It is a transcript of the gene COX5A, whose product is annotated as cytochrome c oxidase subunit 5A, mitochondrial. NCBI's taxonomy places the organism in Eukaryota, Metazoa, Arthropoda, Insecta, Diptera, Culicidae. The transcript is spliced from 2 exons. Gene Ontology annotation, cellular component: mitochondrial inner membrane. The record is from RefSeq and is a predicted model, not a curated record. Bases 116 to 577 code for a protein of 153 amino acids. Gene Ontology annotation, biological process: mitochondrial electron transport, cytochrome c to oxygen.
GUUGCUCGGUCGCAAAAGAAAAAGGGUGCAAAAUUUGCCUUGCUUUCGAUUACUUAACACUCACACUAUCGGGUGCAAGUUUUUCCUCCGUCGUUCCGGUGAAUAAAUAUCGAAGAUGCUCCGUUUUGCGGCUGGCCGUGUGCUGGGCGGACUUCGCAGCGCCGCUGGGCUGAAGAGCAGCCAACCGAUGGUGGGUGCGAUGGUGGUGCGCCACUCGCACAGCAACGAGACGGACGAGGAGUUCGAUAAACGCUACGAGGCGUACUUCAACCGGCCGGAGAUCGAUGGCUGGGAGGCCCGCAAGGCGAUGAACGAUCUGCUCGGCAUGGAUCUGGUGCCGGAGCCGAAAAUCAUCGUGUCCGCGCUGAAGGCAUGCCGCCGCCUGAACGACUACGCGCUGGCCGUCCGCUUCCUGGAGGGCGUGAAGGACAAGUGCGGUGACAAGACGAACGAAAUCUACCCGUAUCUGCUGCAGGAAAUUCGCCCGACGCUGACCGAGCUCGGCAUCGACACGCCGGAAGAGCUGGGCUACGAUCAGCCCGAGCUGGCACUGAAAUCGGUGUACGAUAUGCACUAAAAGCGGAAUGCCCCGGUCGUCGUCGAUGUGUGAGAUGAGGAGCGGCGUGUGUGUGUGUGCGGUACGUGUGCGGUAGCCUCUGACGCCCCCAAAACCCCCCAACCCCUCGGCGGGGGACCGGAAGGGGCUUAGUCGUGGUCGUUUUGUCAAUAAUAAAUAAAUACACAGAGCCCAGCUGUUACAUAAUUGGACAACAA